GAGGUCACAGCUUGCAGGCCAGGUUAGGGCAGGAGUAUGGUAGAGAUGCUGCCAACUGUCGCUGUGCUGGUCUUGGCAGUGUCCGUGGUUGCCAAGGAUAACAUCACGUGUGAGUGUGGAGGUACAAAGACUGGAUCCCUCUUCUUGGUUUGAGCAGUUUCCUGGUCUCUCCUCAGUGGCCCCUGUGGGUUACGAUUCAGGCAGAACCCACAAGCAGGUGUCCGGAUUGUUGGAGGGCAGACUGCGCAGCCUGGGGCCUGGCCCUGGAUGGUCAGCUUACAGAUCUUCACGUCCCAUAACAGCCGCAGGUAUCACGCCUGUGGAGGCAGCCUACUGAACUCCCACUGGGUGCUCACAGCGGCUCACUGCUUUGAUAACAAAAAAAAAGUCUAUGACUGGAGACUGGUUUUUGGAGCACACGAAAUUGAAUACGGAAGAAACACGCCAGUGAAAGAGCCUCAGCAGGAGAGAUACGUGCAGAAAAUUGUCAUCCACGAGAAAUACAACGUUGUGACAGAGGGGAACGACAUUGCUCUCUUGAAAAUCACUCCUCCUGUUACAUGCGGGAACUUCAUUGGGCCCGGAUGCCUACCUCAUUUUAAGGCUGGUCCUCCCAAAAUCCCCCACACCUGCUACGUGACUGGGUGGGGAUAUAUAAAAGAGAAGGCCCCCAGGCCAUCACCUGUCCUGAUGGAGGCACGUGUGGAUCUCAUUGACCUCGACCUGUGUAACUCAACCCAGUGGUACAAUGGGCGUGUCACAUCAACUAAUGUGUGUGCAGGGUAUCCUGAAGGCGAGAUUGACACCUGCCAGGGGGACAGUGGUGGGCCUCUCAUGUGCAGAGACAACGUCGACAGCCCCUUUGUGGUCGUGGGGAUCACGAGCUGGGGGGUAGGCUGUGCCCGUGCUAAGCGUCCUGGAGUCUACACUGCCACUUGGGACUACCUGGACUGGAUCGCUUCCAAGAUUGGCCCUAACGCCUUGCACUUGAUCCAGCCAGCCACCCCUCACCCGCCUACUACCCGCCAACCAGUCGUCUCUUUCCACCCUCCUUCUCUUCGCCCUCCUUGGUAUUUCCAACACCUGCCUCCUCGACCACUUCACCUACGACCGCCUCGGCCUCCGCGGCCUCCGCUCCAUCGGCCCUCUGCAGCUCAAACCUCAACACUCAUGCCCCUCCUCCUGCCCCCAACCCCAUCCCAACCUGCAUCCUUUACUAUUGCUACACACCACACGAGACGCCGCACCACGCUGUCUUUUGCUCGGCGUCUACAGCGUCUCAUAGAGGCCCUGAAGAUGAGAACUUACCCUAUGAGAUAUCCCUCCCGGUACAGUGGACCAAUGAACUACCACCACCACCUCUCCACGUUUGAGCCCCUUUCCUACAAAUCCAGCGAGCCCCUCCUCCAUUCCUGAGAAAAGAGAAAUGAGUGAAAAUAAAGCUUAUAUUUGUAUAUAAAUAUGUACACACGAGGACAUGGUUUCUGGACUUCUAUUUUCUCCAACUCAACCCAAAUCCUCCUCCGUCAACUUCACACCCUCCCUUCCUCCCUCAGCUCCAAUAAAAUGGAAUUGCUCAAUA
Messenger RNA from Arvicanthis niloticus (Nile rat), 1582 nucleotides. Lineage: Eukaryota; Metazoa; Chordata; Mammalia; Rodentia; Muridae. The record is from RefSeq and is a predicted model, not a curated record.